Molecule: messenger RNA, 1280 nt
Organism: Maniola jurtina (meadow brown)
Lineage: Eukaryota; Metazoa; Arthropoda; Insecta; Lepidoptera; Nymphalidae
Product: low density lipoprotein receptor adapter protein 1-B
Exons: 7
Coding region: 312-893 (193 amino acids)
Source: RefSeq, a predicted model, not a curated record
UUUAGAAUUACGUCGGCGCCAUAUCGAACGGACGUUUGGACUUGAGUUUAUUUUUUUUAAUUUUCUUUUUUUUUUUUAGUUCUGUGCAAAGGUUUUAGGAAAACUCGGGAAAGGUUUUAGUGUUGUGAUUUCUAUUCUAAGUAUGGGGAUUUUGCUGUGAAAAUCAGUGAAAUAAAAAUAAAUGAUUCAGAAACAAUUGGCUUUUUUUAAAAAACCAUUAUAUUAAUAUAAAAACUGUGCAAAUAAAUAAUUAUUAAUUUAAACAAUUGACAAUAUUAUGUGGAAGUGAAGUGAAGUGAUUAAAAUUCAAAAUGGCGGACAAUGAAGGACCAGUGACAGUCAGUGAUCUUCCGAUGACUUUUCAAGUCAAAUACCUAGGACAGAGCGAUGCAAGAGGACUAUGGGGUAUCAAACAUACAAGAAAACCUGUUGAUCUUAUGGUGGCAUCAGCCAAGGCUCUACCUCCAGGACAAAUCUUGCCCAUAGUGAAACUAACAAUCACAGUAGAGGGGGUACAUCUAGAGACCCUGCACAAUGGACCCAAUAAGGACGAAUUCGAGCACAUGGCCGUGUUCUUCAACAUACAAUCCAUAUCAUACGGAGUGCAGGAUCUGGUAUACACCAGGGUGUUCUGCAUGAUCAUCGUUAAGGACAAUGCUGAUGUCAAAGGGUUAAACCCUUUCGAGUGCCACGCCUUCGUCUGUGAAUCCAGAAAUGCAGCGAGACGCCUCACAUAUUCUUUGGCUGCCGCCUUCCAGGAUUACUCGAGAAGAGUUAAGGAAAUGCAGGCAAAUCCAGAACUGGACGAAAGGCCGCCUAGUCUAAAGAAAAGAUUCGCGAUAGACUUAAGGACGCCAGAAGAAAUCGAAGCAGAGUUAGAAACCGAAGCAUAACGAACAAACGGACAAAAAGUAACAAUUCCAUUGAAAUUUUUACAGAUUUUUAAUAUAAUACAAAAAUACUAUGUAAUACAAUCGCAUAGUAUAUUUAUAAGCCUCAAUAGCUCAACGGUUGAGGAGCGGACUGAAUUCCGAAAGGUCGGCGGUUCAAACCCCACCCGUUGCACUAUUUUCGUACCCACUCCUGGCGCAAGCUUUACGCUUAGUUGGAGGGGAAAGGGGAGUAUUAGUCAUAUGAUUAGUAUGGCUAAUAUUCCUAGAUAACCAUACCAUACCAUUCCUUCCUAGUAUCGAUUCAGUAUCGCUUCUUAGGGUGAGAUCUAUAGAGCGCGCUCUGCCUUUGCUUAGACUUAAAGAAGACUUAGGCUGAAAUCUAUAAAG